AUGGCUCGCCCCCCCAUCGUCGUCGACUCGUCUGACGAGUCGGACGAGAGCGGCCGUGAAAGCAACUCAAGCUCUGGGCCUGGCUCCCUUCUCAUUGAGCUGGAGGCAGAAGAAGUCGAGGGUAUUGCUUCAAACCCCACAGGCUACAAAGAUCUGGCACCUCUUGAAUCAUUCACGCUUUUCACCGAGCUCCCACCCGAGCUGCGGAGGCAGAUAUGGGAGAUAUUCUGCCCUACCCUGGCUCAGAAGGGCCGCGUGAUACCGGUGACCUUCCUUGUCGACCCUAUUGAAGACAGAGUGACCGUCGGGGAUUUUAUCAGCCUCAGUCAAGUGACGGAGCCCUGUAGGACCCUGGCGUCGGUGAACCGGGAAUCAAGGGAGAUUGUACUCGAGAAAUUCCCCGACACCUUGCCCCUGCAUAUGGGUACUGGAGAUGCCGUGGUCCGAUUCAACGCGGCCAGUGAUAUAGUCGUCGUCCACAACAAAGGAUGGCUGUACCAGCUACCCCCGCACAUCUCAGAGGAUUAUUUCCCGGUCUUGAGUGUCAUACAGAACCUCGCCAUCACGUACAGCCAGCUCCUUGCUGAGGACUGGGACCGCCUCGACCAGAGAUUUGGCGAGAUCGUGGCUUCUUUCGUCCAUGCUCCCCACUCUUCCGUCCAGAACGUAUUCAUCUCACUGCCCGGGGAAACAGAAUCCAUCAACAGGCGCUGGGCCGUGUCACCGCUUGCCUGUCAGCACCGCGUGCGCACCGUUGAGAUAGAACCCGGCUUGGGCGAAGACUAUGACUGGAUAUACUGCUGGCCAGACCUGCAGAAUCACCCUACAUUCAGCUGGCAUCACGUCUCUACGUAUGGUGCGGCGAUCUUUGAGAGGCUGCUGCAAGACCACGACAAUGGCGUGGGCGUCGAAGAGGCGGAUGCCAUGUCGGCGCCUUCGGAUGAUGAAACGGAUACGCUCCCUGACGAGUACGAGAGCGAGGGCAUCGACGACGACGAGAUUAUCGAGCACGAGUCCUCGUCAGAAGACGAGUUGGUUCCUCGCCCUAUCAGUGCCGAUGAAUCGUCCGAUGACGAAGGUCUCGCCGGACAAGGCGACAGCGAGACCGUCGGUCAUUUUUCCAGUCCAGAGCCAGAGUCAGAGUCAGAGCCAGACCGUGGCGCUUCCAGCGUCGGUGACCAAGGACGACAAUUCAAACGGAAGCGACGACGUGUACUGGAUGACUCCGACGAUGACGUGUCCGAUGGUGAAGCGUCCCGCCCGGCCAAAGCUGCCAAGACCCAUAAGACCAUCACCAUUUCGGAUGGCGAGGACAACGCGGAAGAUGAAGAUGAAGACGAAGACGAUGUGCGGUCAAGAAAAUACGGUAGAUCAAGGAGACGACGACAAGACAACAUCUCAUCCGACGACAACGACGACGACGAAGACGAGAAAGAUGACGAACCAAUAAAGCCAGGUCGAUCAAGACAGCAGCCCCAGGUGGUCUCUUCAAGUGACAGCGAGGGUAAGGAGGAAGACGCUCCAUCCUCAUCAGAAGGAUCUUCAGAAGAGGAGGAAGAGGAGGAAGAAGCACCCGUCAGAAUGACGCUCGCACAAAGACUCGGUCGCUUCCGAGACGAGAACCCCAUCCCGUCAGACAGCAAUGACUCGGACCGGACUAGCGAUCAAGACUCAGAAGAUGCCUCGCAAGAUGAUGGAGACUCAGAAGAAGAGGAUGACGACGACGAAGGCGAUGUCGACCGCAGCCACCGCAGAGGAGGAUUCUUCGACGAUGAGGCCGACGACACGGACGAUGACCAAAGCGACGGAGGAGAUGAUACGAUGGACAGCUUUAUUGUUGACUAG
Molecule: messenger RNA, 1845 nt
Organism: Geosmithia morbida
Lineage: Eukaryota; Fungi; Ascomycota; Sordariomycetes; Hypocreales; Bionectriaceae
Exons: 2
Coding region: 1-1845 (614 amino acids)
Source: RefSeq, a predicted model, not a curated record